This is a messenger RNA of Amblyraja radiata (thorny skate), 2216 nucleotides long. It is a transcript of the gene gabrg2, whose product is annotated as gamma-aminobutyric acid type A receptor subunit gamma2. Gene Ontology annotation, molecular function: extracellular ligand-gated monoatomic ion channel activity; GABA-A receptor activity. Gene Ontology annotation, biological process: gamma-aminobutyric acid signaling pathway; chloride transport; monoatomic ion transmembrane transport. Lineage: Eukaryota; Metazoa; Chordata; Chondrichthyes; Rajiformes; Rajidae. The record is from RefSeq and is a predicted model, not a curated record. Bases 180 to 1604 code for a protein of 474 amino acids. Gene Ontology annotation, cellular component: membrane. The transcript is spliced from 10 exons.
ACUGUUUGCCUGCGAGACAGUGGGAUUGCCUGAUCUGACGUUUAAAUUGUCUUCCUCAGAGUGCUGGUCGCAGGCUACAAGCGAGGAACAAAUGCACUCGGCUUUGCGCUAUGUAUCUGGCUGAAUCUUCGCCGUGAGAGGACGGGCCAGCAGCAGCGAGGGGGAGACAGACGAGAGAGAUGGCUUCAAGCACAACAUGGCUCAAAAGUCCCACCGCGUCCAUUGCAGUCCCGUCGCCUCGGAAGGUAAUCUUCUGGACGUUCCUCGUCGCCUGUUUCACACCCUGCUCCAGCAAAAAUGAAGAUGAAGACUAUGAAGACUUGACGCUUAAUAAAACAUGGGUACUGACUCCGAAGAUUUAUGAAAGCGAUGUCACUCUUAUUUUGAACAAUUUAUUGAAAGGCUAUGAUAACAAACUCAGGCCCGAUAUAGGAGUGAAGCCUACCAUUAUUGGCACCGACAUGUAUAUAAACAGCAUUGGACCAGUGAAUGCGAUCAAAAUGGAAUAUACCAUUGACAUCUUUUUCGCCCAAACGUGGUAUGAUCGGCGCCUGAAAUUUAAUGGCACGAUGAAAGUUCUUGGCCUCAACAGCAACAUGGUAGGGAAAAUCUGGAUACCUGACACAUUCUUCAGAAAUUCAAAGAAGGCAGAUGCCCACUGGAUCACUACCCCAAAUCGAAUGCUUAGGAUUUGGAACGAUGGAAGAAUAUUAUACACACUAAGGUUGACCAUUGAUGCAGAAUGCCAGCUUCAACUGCAUAACUUCCCAAUGGAUGAACACUCCUGUUCACUGGCGUUCUCAAGCUACGGCUAUCCGAAAGAUGAAAUAAUAUACCAGUGGAAGCAAAGUUCAGUUGAGAUUGGCGACACUCGCUCUUGGAGACUGUACCAGUUUACUUUCAUUGGAUUGCGAAACACCACAGAGUUUGUGAAGACAACUUCAGGAGAUUACGUUGUAAUGGCAGUGUACUUCGAUCUGAGUAGAAGAAUGGGGUACUUCACCAUUCAGACCUAUAUCCCUUGCACAUUGACUGUGGUUUUAUCCUGGGUCUCAUUCUGGAUCAAUAAGGAUGCAGUACCUGCAAGAACGUCAUUAGGCAUCACAACUGUCCUGACCAUGACCACACUCAGCACCAUUGCUCGCAAGUCCCUCCCCAAGGUCUCCUACGUUACCGCCAUUGACCUCUUUGUGUCCGUGUGUUUCCUCUUCGUGUUUGCCGCUUUGAUCGAAUACGGGACCUUGCACUAUUUCGUCAGCAACAGAAAGCCCAGCAAAAACAAAGGCAAGAAGAAGCGGAACAGACUGCUACGGAUGUUUUCAUCAAAGGCACCCACAGUUGAAAUUCGCCCUCGUUCGUCUGCUGUCCAGAUGAAUAAUUCCCUGCAUCAGCAGGAGCGCGAUGAGGAGUAUGGGUACGAGUGUCUGGACGGCAAGGACUGCACCAGUUUCUUCUGCUGCUUCGACGACUGCCGCAGGGGAGCGUGGAGGCAGGGAAGGCUACACAUCCGCAUCAGGAAGAUCGACUCGUACGCCCGCAUCUUCUUCCCCACCGCCUUUGGUCUGUUCAACCUGGUCUACUGGGUAGGCUACCUUUACCUGUAGACCUGGACGAGCAGACAGUAACAUAGGCCUUACCUGCUGCUGAUCCACUAAGACCACUUGUAAAAACACUAAACAGCAAAAACGUGUACACUUUUAAGUAUGUCUGACAGAGAUCGGUGAUUGAAAAAGCCGUGCAUGUUUUUAUUUCUGCGGCAAAAUUGCUAUGAAUUACUUUUUCUUUCGACAAAGAAAUUUUAUUUUGCGUCUCUGGAGGACUAUUAUGAAUGGAAACGGUGCGGCAACGGAAACUCGCUGACUCGACUCUUUUCUUGCCGAUUCUACAUACUAAUUUGUCCUCUCGGCACUUAAAGUGCCAGUACAGCACUUUGGAGAUAGGUUUGCACGGGAUUCAUGUGCCGGGUACCCAAGGCUGGAUCAUUGCCCAGGGCCACAUCCUCCUGCUGAAGGAACAAGAAGGGAGAGAUAACACAAGCCUCAGCCACCCAAUCUAUUCACGAUUUCAAAUAUAUGCGUGUUGUCAUGAUCAGCAUACCCAUUGCAAUAAAGGAUAUUGAACAAGCUGGAAAGGGUGCUGUUGGAUAAUGAUCAGACUCACACAAAGUGAUUAGCAACAUUGCACAGGUAACUCAAAGAGCUUUCAUCUCAGCAUGC